Messenger RNA from Daucus carota subsp. sativus, 2361 nucleotides. Its product is annotated as protein SINE1. Gene Ontology annotation, molecular function: microtubule binding. Gene Ontology annotation, cellular component: microtubule. The coding region runs from base 342 to 2174 and encodes 610 amino acids. The transcript has 3 exons. Lineage: Eukaryota; Viridiplantae; Streptophyta; Magnoliopsida; Apiales; Apiaceae. The record is from RefSeq and is a predicted model, not a curated record.
CUCAUAUGACCUUCCAAAUCAAGCAGCUCAAAGGAAUCAUUUACAGCUCACUCCUCUCUUUUACUGCAGUUCUUGCAUAUUUUCAGAAUAUUUGAAUCCCGAAUCCCCACGUAAUAUUUCCCCAUUAUUUCAUAGGAGUAUCUUUUACAUUUAAUAUUCAGUUUCAAGUUCAACUUCUUGAAACUGUCCAUUUUUCAAAAAAAAAAAUCAAGAUUUUCAAGAUUUCAGCUGUAUAUGUAUAUAUGUAUAACAAGAAUUCUGCUAAAGAUUUGCUGAAGAAGUGAACAAGGGGUCUUGAGGAAGCAGAAACUCAGAACUUUACUAAUAAAGUUUUAUAAGAAAUGGGGAGAAAUCUAGGGCCUGCGCUACGACGGGAAUUGGAAAAACUUGGAAAGGAUGCUGAUAGUAGAAAAUCAGCUAUGAGAGCAUUAAGGUCUUAUGUGAAAGACUUGGAUUCAAAGGCAAUUCCACAAUUUGUUGCUCAGGUUUCUGACAGAAAAGAAAAUAGCUCAUCAGCUGGCGAAUAUUCAAUUUCUCUAUAUGAAGUUCUUGCUCGUGUUCAUGGGCCAAGAAUUGUUCCUCAUAUUGAUAACAUCAUGACAACCAUUAUAAACACUUUAACUUCAAACGUAGGAUCAUUUGCUCUUCAUCAGGCCUGCUCAAAGGUUGUUCCUGCAAUUGCAAGAUAUGGGAUUGACCCAACUACUCCAGAAGACUUGAAAAGGAAAAUAAUUCACUCACUUUGUAAGCCUCUUUCAGACUCCCUUCUGGUCAGCCAAGAGAACUUAUCUUCUGGAUCUGCACUUUGUUUAAAAGCUUUGGUGGAUACUGAUAAUUGGCGAUUUGCAUCCAGCGAGAUGGUUAAUGAGGUUUGUCAAAGAGCUGUUGGCUCUUUGGAGAAGCCCAUGCACACCAACUCGCACAUGGGAUUAGUCAUGGCACUAGCUAAGUCUAAUAGUCUUACCGUUGAAGCAUAUGCAAGAUUGAUGAUACAAUCUGGAUUAAGGAUCCUGACUGACGGUGUUGCAGAAGACAAUGCUCAAAAGAGGCUUUCAGCCAUUCAGAUGGUGAAUUUUCUGAUGAAGUGUCUGGAUCCUAAGAGUUUAUUCUCAGAGCUAAGGCUUAUAAUGAAAGAAAUGCAGAAAUGUGAAGCUGAUAAAAUGCCUUAUGUCAAAGGGGCUGCUUUUGAAGCAUUACAAACAGCCAAGAAAAUUGCUAGUAAUAAAGGGCUCAACUUUGAGGGGGAUACAAGUUCAGUCAGUGGAUCAAAUUUUUGUGCGAGUAAUAAGAACGGGAGGAGAAAUUUGUCUGAUGCAGAUGAUCAGUCACCAACAUUGACAUCACCUGAAUCUCGAACUGUUGAUUCAUUUGCUGAAUAUGAUUCUUUCAUUGAAUCACCAUUUUCCAACAGUUAUGCCUGUGGUAAUUUGGACUACGAUAGGAGACUGAAACAGCAGCUUUGGAGAAGAUUUGAGAAUGGCGGGCUUGAUUUAUCAUUCAAGGAUGGGCUAUUUACAGAGGCAACUUCUAAAAGUGCGAUAGAAAAUUAUGAAGAAUAUGAAUGUUCACAGAACGACGAACGUGCAAGUGAGUUUGCAGGGUUUUUUCAGGGAAGCCCAAGAAAUGCAGGUGUACGAAGCUCGACUCCUAGUCCUCAGAGGGCACGAUCUAACAUCAAUGUUGACAAUGUCAAAAUAUUCACAACUCCAAGAAAGCUAUUCGACUCUCUUCAAGAUCUAAGCAGCGAGAACACUGAUGUCUCCAAAAAUCAAAGCAGGCAGUUUAGAAGCCCUUGCAGAAGCCAAUUUGAAUCGAGCCCUUCAAGAUGUGACCAGACCAGCUUUUCACGUCAUCCUGCAUCAAUGUUUGAUCAAUAUGGCUUCCUGCGUAAUGUUAAUCAUGAGAAAAGCCAAGACGAUAUGUCUGUCACUAGCAGAGAGUCUCAGGGUAGCUCAAAAUCAGUUGCUUCAGCGGAAGCUGCAGCUAAUGUGCAAGUGUCUCAACAGUCAGUUCCUGCAAGCCAGACAGAGUCACUUAAAGUCAGUGUCUCGGAUCACUAUCCAUUGUCCAUCCGCGGCUUGGUUUUUGUCGUCUUGGCUGUACUAUUUGCAGCUUCCUUUUUGUUUUGGAUUGGCGGUGACCAGGAUGAAGUUCAUUAUCUUCCCCCAACUUAAUGUAAUUCCCGUUUAGAAUCCUUUUAAAUUUUAACUGUAGUUCAACUGUGUCUUGUAUCUUUCGUUGGCCAACAUGACAUUGGCUUGUCCAACUUGAGGUAUUGAUGUUAUGGAAUUUUGCAUUCUCAACAACUGCAUAAACCUGAACGUGGGAUUACAGUGAUUUAAUUACUCAUUCCAGUGUUCC